AUGAAGCAACAGAUCAACUGUUAUGAGGUUGAUGGGGUGACGGUGAAGAAGACCUUGGAUCUUCCAGAGGUGUUUUCCACACCUAUCAGACAGGAUCUUGUGCUGAAGACGUACUCGAUAUACAGGAUGAAGACCAGGCAGCCAUAUGCAGUAUCGAAGUAUGCAGGUAUGCAGCAUUCUGCAGAGUCCUGGGGAACCGGGAGGGCGAUUGCACGUGUGCCGAGAGUGAAGGGAGGAGGAACAAGAAGGGCAGGACAGGGUGCAUUUGCAAACUUCUGCCGAAAGGGUAGGAUGGCACACCCAACCAAGACGCAUAGGAGAUGGGCUAGAAAGGUUGUGGAGAACACCAAGAAGAUAGCCGAGGCCAUGGCAGUUGCAGCAUCUGCACAAACAUCACUUGUGGAAGCUCGGGGGCACAGGGUAUCGAAUGUGAAGAUGCUUCCCAUCAUUGUCUCUGACGACAUUUCAAAGGCCAAGAAGACCAAGGAUGCACUACAGAUUCUCAAGGACUUAAACAUGAAGGAGGAAUUGAAGAGGAUUGAAAAGAGCCGAGGAGUGCGAUGUGGUAAGGGGAAGAUGAGGAACAGAAGAUAUACACAAAGAAAAGGGAUCCUUAUUGUGCACGGAGAGUCCUCUGAGCUUCUUGGGUUCAGAAACAUUCGGGGAGUAGAUCAGAUGAGCAUUGACAGCUUGGAUCUCCUUGAGCUUGCGCCGGGAGGACUGCCAGGAAGGCUGAUCAUAUGGACCGAAAGUGCCUUUGAGAAGCUGGACAAGAUCUUUGGAGGAGUUGAGAGAGAGGCCGAGCUUACUCCUGGAUUCAAGCUUCCCGACAGGAUUGUGGCCCAUGACGAUCUUGAAGAGCUGUUCUACAGUGAUGCAGUGCAGGCCAUUCUCGACGAGCCUCUGUUUGUGGGAAGGACAGAGCUCAAGCUGAGUGAUGAAGAGAUGAAGGAAAGGCUGAGGUUUGUUAAGAAGCUUGAUCCAUCUGCAAUAAGAUCCACUAAUUAA
This is a messenger RNA of Encephalitozoon intestinalis ATCC 50506, 1008 nucleotides long. Its product is annotated as 60S ribosomal protein L4. Lineage: Eukaryota; Fungi; Microsporidia; Unikaryonidae. The transcript has a single exon. The record is from RefSeq and is a predicted model, not a curated record. Bases 1 to 1008 code for a protein of 335 amino acids. Gene Ontology annotation, biological process: translation. Gene Ontology annotation, cellular component: cytosolic large ribosomal subunit; ribosome. Gene Ontology annotation, molecular function: RNA binding; structural constituent of ribosome.